This is a messenger RNA of Colletotrichum godetiae, 904 nucleotides long. RefSeq lists its product as uncharacterized. The transcript is spliced from 2 exons. The record is from RefSeq and is a predicted model, not a curated record. NCBI's taxonomy places the organism in Eukaryota, Fungi, Ascomycota, Sordariomycetes, Glomerellales, Glomerellaceae. The coding region runs from base 125 to 655 and encodes 176 amino acids.
CUUACUCUCAAAGCAUUCAUAGUUAUCCAAACACGUAUCCAAUAGUUGUAACAUUAAUCAUUAUACCUUACACCCAAGGAAAUCCAUAACCCCAAGAACCAACUCACGUCGCAUCACAGCAAAAAUGUCAUCCUCAGCACCACCCCAACCCCCAACAUCAGAAGCCUACAAAACAGCCUCGAACCCAACAACCCGCACCCCAGCCGAGAACGCCGCGGCUCACGAUGAUACCACAGACCGCGAAACCGCCGCGCGCGACGCAGCGCUAGGCCGCACGCCCUUCCCGCAAUCUCAAUCACGCCCCGUCGACGACGCGACGCCGAGUUCGCUGGGCGCAGGCGUACACUCCUCCGGCCCUGUGGACGAGACAGAGCGGCAGAAUACCGCGUACGUGUCUGAGGGCAGCAGAGGCAACGAGCUGGAGAACCCCAACGUCGAGGCUGAGCAAAUGGCUACGUUGGCGGAGGGGAAGGUUGCUGAUGCGGUUGAGAGGAAGAGUGGUACGCAAAAGGUGCCGGGGCAGGAGGUUGUCAAUGUGGAGUUUGGGAGUGGAAUUGAGGAAAAGAAGAAGGAGCAGCAGGAGGCAAGAGAUGCGAUCAAGAAGGCGAGAAGCGAGGGAGUGGAUGUUGAUGGUGGGAUUGGUGAGAGGUCGUGAAGGACGGAGUGACUUCGAGAUGUGUAAGGGAAAAAGGGAAACUACCAAUGCUGCGAUAUCCAUCAAGGAGCUGCCAUGAAUAUCAAAAAAGAAACCCAAUGAAUGAAAGUACUUUACGCAAACCCACGAAAUGCAUCACUCAACAUAUAGUCAAUGAAAAAAAAAAGAGUUGUUCUCCCCUUCCAGAAUCGAACUAGAGACCUUUCGAUGACAAGGUAACCAUUACAGUCGAACGUGAUGAACCAACUA